Molecule: messenger RNA, 1530 nt
Organism: Purpureocillium lilacinum
Lineage: Eukaryota; Fungi; Ascomycota; Sordariomycetes; Hypocreales; Ophiocordycipitaceae
Biological process (GO): transmembrane transport
Cellular component (GO): plasma membrane
Molecular function (GO): transmembrane transporter activity
Source: RefSeq, a predicted model, not a curated record
AUGGACCUCAAACCGACGACGAGUCAGAUGACCCUCGACAAUGAAGACAAGCCAGUACCUCAUAGUCCGCACGACUAUAGUCCCGACCCCGAAAGCGUGCUACCUGAGCUUCAACACAAUGCCCUUGCCAAAGAUGGGCAUACCAUUCUUAUCCCAACGCCAAGCGAUGAUCCGGCAGACCCCCUGAACUGGUCCUCGACCAAGAAACAUUUUGUCCUUCUGGUCAUAUCCUGGACUGCCCUCCUGCCAGACUACGGCUCUGCUACGGGCGCAGUAACUCUUCUCCCACAAUCAGAAAUCUGGAAGCUGAGCCCAGAUACCGUGAACCAUUCCCAAGUUGGAAAUGUCUUCAUGCUGGGGGCCGGCGGUGUCGUCGUUGUUGCCUUGUCCGCAUACUUUGGUCGUCUUCCGGUCCUCUUCUGGUUCCUGGUCAUUUCCACCGCCACUGCCGCUUGGUGCGCGUCUGCAGACACCUUCGAUAGCUUCAUGGCUGCGCGAAUACUCAACGGAUUCUUCUCUACAGUGGCCCAAGGCGGAGGGUUAAUGUUCAUCAACGACAUGUUCUUUUUCCAUGAACGAGCUCGGAAGAUCAAUAUUUGGGCCGGGUUUAUCAUUACGAGUCCAUAUUUUGGGCCUCUAUUUACAGCAUUCAUCAUCUCGACUCAGAAAUGGAAUGUGGCAUUUUGGCUGCUCUUCACCAUGACCAGUCUGGCUCUGGUUCUUUCAGUCUUCAUUCCUGAGACUUACUACAACCGACAGGCCCAUCGAGCUCCUUCAAACGGGUCAUGGAUUAGCACUCUUAUCGGUGUGCAUCAGCGUCGCGUAGAUCUGCUAAGGCCGAACACCUUUGUCGACGCUAUGCUUCGACCUGUACAAGCCUUGUGCAAAAUACCAGUGUUACUAAUCACGAUCUACUACUUUUUGACAUUCGCAUGGGUGGUUGGCAUUAAUACGACCUUAUCGAUCUUCUUGACGCCUCUAUAUGGCUUUGGACCAAAGCAGAUAGGGUUCUUCUACGUCACGCCUGUGGUUGCUGCCCUUCUCGGUGAGCUAUCCGGUCACUGGUGUCACGAUCUCAUCGCACGAUACUACACCCGCAAGCACCACGGCCACUUCGAACCAGAGGCCCGGCUCCGAGCAAUCUUCAUCUCAACGCCUUUUAUGGUUGCCGGCGUUGUGCUUUUAGGAUUUGCCCUCGAGAACGCAUAUCAUUACAUGAUUGCGUCUUUGGGAUGGGGCCUGUAUGUAUUCGGUAUCAUGAUCACUACGGUCUCCAUUACUGCGUACGGGCUCGACAGCUAUCCCAAUGGAAGCGGCGAGAUUGCUGCUUGGAUUAACAUGGCGAGAACAGCCGGCGGCUUUAUUGUCAGUUAUUUCCAAAUAAAGUGGGCGGAUGCGAUGGGACCGAAGGGCAGUUUCGGUGUGCAGGCUGGAGUCAUCGCUGGUGCUUCUAUCAUACCUGUGUGUCUGAUGAUCUGGGGCAAGACGCUGAGGGACAGGAGCGGAGCCUUGGGGUUCAAAACCGCCUGA